Brassicogethes aeneus is the source of this 1811-nucleotide messenger RNA. NCBI's taxonomy places the organism in Eukaryota, Metazoa, Arthropoda, Insecta, Coleoptera, Nitidulidae. The record is from the annotation of a GenBank genome assembly.
CCCGGAGUUAAAUCCUAAAUACGCCACUGCUUAUAAAUUAGUCAUAUAGUUAAGUACAGGCUUUUUUGUAAUGUAUUUUAACCAACAUUUUCUUUUACAGAGCAAUGGUGCUCAUAACCAACACCUUGACCUAUGACCUGGGAAUCUUCUUGGUCACCUUAAUAACAGCCUUCGUGAUUUACAUAAAAUGGGUGUACACCUACUGGCAAAAAAAAGGUCUUGCUACAGAACCAACAGUCAUUCCAUUUGGCAACGGAGCAAAAGUGGCAACAUGUCAACAAAACAUAGGAGAGUUAUUCAGCGAUAUGUACUUUAAGUUUAAAAGUAAGGGUUUAAAGCAUGGGGGCGCGUAUUUUUUGAUGAAGCCGUUCUAUGUGCCAGUGGACUUGGAGAUUGUGAAGGGUAUAAUGCAGAAUGAUUUUGGGAAUUUCGUUAACAGAGGAAUGUAUGUGAAUGAGAAGGCGGAUACUAUGAGCACGAAUCUCUUUAACUUGGAAGGUGGUAAGUGGAAGAGUUUAAGGGCAAAGUUGAGCCCCACUUUUACAAGCGGUAAAUUGAAGAUGAUGUUUAAUACUCUGUCAGAGUGUGGGUUAGGGUUAAACGAUAUGAUAGAGGAAUAUGCAAGAACUGGGGAAGAAUUAAACAUAAAGGAUAUAUUGCAGAGAUUCUCAAUUGAUAUAAUAGGUUCUGUAUCGUUUGGAAUAGAAUGUAACAGUAUCAAAAACCCUGAGUCAGAGUUUUUCUUGAACGGUAAACGUUUAUUUAGCCUCGAAUUCACCAAUAUUCUACGCUUUCUAUCCCCAAUAGCGCUACCACACAGCGUUUUAAAAUUCUUCAACUUCAACUCCUUUAACGUAUCCGUAACCAAUUUCUUCGAUAACAUAAUCAAACAAAAUGUCGAGUAUCGUGAAAAAAACAACAUCACCCGUCCAGACUUCUUCCAUUUACUCCUCCAGCUAAAAAACCGCGGUAAGGUCUGCGAUGAUGACAAACUUCAAGACACCAAUAAGUCAACUAAAGAAAGCGCGCUAACCCUAGACGAGCUCACAGCCCAGUCCUUCGUAUUUUUUAUCGCUGGUUAUGAAACCACCUCCACCACCAUGACUUUUGCCUUAUCCGAGUUGGCUUUGAAUCAGGAGAUUCAAGAAAAGGCCAGAAAGGAAAUUGAAAUGGUUGCUGCAAAACACAAUGGCGAGCUAAGUUAUGAAGCCAUAAAGGAUAUGACCUACAUGGAGCAGAUUAUAAAUGAAACUUUAAGAAAAUACCCCCCAGUCCCGAUCCUGCUCAGAAAAUGCAACAAAACUUACCCUGUACCUGGAACCGACGUGGUCAUCGAAAAGGAUGACAUGGUUGCCAUAUCGUCUCUAGCCAUUCAGAACGAUCCGGAAAUUUACGAAAAUCCUGAGAAAUUCGACCCGGAUCGGUUUUCCACAAAAAAUACUGCAAGUCGUCAUCAGUUUGCUCAUAUUCCGUUUGGCGAAGGUCCAAGAAUAUGCAUUGGUAUGAGAUUUGCUUUGAUGGAAGCGAAAGUAGGAAUGGCGGCAAUUUUAAAAAAUUACAAUAUAACGUUAAGUAAGAGAACCAAAGUCCCAAUUCAACUGGAUCCUAAAUCUUUUAUUUCCGCGCCUAAGGAUGGCAUUUGGAUACAUGCCAAGAGGAUUUCAACUGACUAAACCGAAAACAGUAUAAAUUACUAGUAAAAAUAAAACAAUUGUUUUAGUUUAUUUUUUAUAAUUAAAAUAUUUAAAUUAGGUUAAACAAUUUAAUUUUCCUUAUUUGAUUAUAUUGUAUUUCUAAUAAAAUUUGUUUAA